Messenger RNA from Porites evermanni, 10257 nucleotides. The record is from the annotation of a GenBank genome assembly. Lineage: Eukaryota; Metazoa; Cnidaria; Anthozoa; Scleractinia; Poritidae.
UUAUGAAUUCCUUCAAGACAGUAGCAAGUGCCGGUACUUACUGUAAUGAUUACACAUCACGACAACAUGAACGCUUCGCAUUAAAAUUUUGAGCGAGUCACGUGUACAAGAGAAACCUGUCUAAGGGGCAAUCGGACAGCAGAACGGUAAGGUUUUAAAAUGCUUUUACGUUCCCUUGCGUAACAUGAACUUUGAAUCUGGUGGAGUAUACGGGCCGGAUUUGUAGUUAUCAACGAAACUGAGCCUGGAAGUGCCGGCAGAACCCUUCCACAGGGACUCUUUCAGCGACAAAUAUUUACAUCGUAAUUUGGAAAGGAAAGCGGCUUUCGUCGAACGUACACCUGGCGUUCGGAUUGACCACAGUCACCCUGCUGAUUUGGUUUCUCUAAGAAAAUAUCCGCUUACUCCAUCUCGGAUUAGCCGAUCCGUAAAAUUCUAACGAAAUACCAUUAAAAAAUAUCGGAUCUAUAUUUCCUUGUCUUAACACUUUGAGGCAGUUGAACCAUUCAUCCUACACAAUGCUUUAGAAGACGAGAAAGCCGGGCUGAGAGAAAUUUCACGCACUUUUUACGUGAGACAACAAAUCAGUAUGAAAUAUAUUACACGUCUUCAUUUUCUUUGAAAUCAACCCUUCCAGAAGAAGUAAUUGUUUCUUAUUUGCGUUACAGUGAGGUGCUACUUGUUCAUAGGCCGGGGGUCUAUCAAUGGACGAAGAUUCCCUUUAUUUGGACGAAGAAGGCGGAUGUUCACUCGGAAGUCGAGGAGCCCUGCACACAGCUGACUCACAUUCUCAUGUGCACGAUCAGCGUAAGGUAAAUAAAACGAGAUGUGGUCUACAGACAGUCAGCGAGUUCUAGCAUCGUAUAACAAAGGCGGGGAGAAAAGUCAGGGAAAAAUCUUUACGAAAUGACAGAAAAACUGGGUUUUUAUGGGUUUUUAUGCAAAUUAGAAUUCACGUGCGUCUCGUGCCCGUGACCCUUAUUUGGAAUGUGGUCCCGUAUUUGGAGAUAGCGUGACCCAUAUUUGGAACAUGUGCGUCCCAUAUUUGGGAGAAUCGAAUUGCGCGCCAUUCUGUAUGCCUUUUACUGACCAAUUAGAACAUCGAAAUUUCCGAGACGUCAUCGAAAACUCGUGACUAAACAGGUUUAUCGGGAGAGGAAAGGUCGGAAUCGGAGGAAACUUGAGAAAGACCGAGAAAGAAAACAGUUAUUAUUGAACUGGAAAAAUUUAGGAACAACGUCAUAAAGAUUUUUUGCUGUGUUUUUGCCCUUGAACUGUCAGUUUCUUGAGCUUUUACAGUUUAUUGCGUGAAGAAACGUCUCGGAAUCGAGCUUCAAUUAUCGGGUUUGUUGGCGGACUUUGGUAACGAUAGGCGCAGUGUGGUCGUUGAAUCCUUUACCCGAGACAAACACAACAGGAGAGGAACACGUUGAUGGUUAAAAUCGUAGAGAGUUGAAUGGGUCGAAACUAUCGUAAAAAUGAUGUAAGUUUGACAUUUGAGCGUCGGAAGAUUUGCUUCGACUGUGAACUUGGCGUCGAUAACUUACCGACCGACAAUUGGAGUCUUGAUCACAUUUCCAAUUUCCUCAUUUCUUUGCAGCCAUCAUCUUUGGGAAAAGCGUUCAUUGCUGGUGCUUUGAGUGGGACAUGUUCUACGUUAUUAUUUCAACCAUUUGAUCUGGUUAAAACUCGCUUGCAAGUGGACAAGACAGCUCUGUCACCUGCUGGGAGGCUGAAAAUAGGGUAAGAGUUUACAGAUCUGUGCACGAAAUUUACAUGUACAUCAGUGUUAUUNCUUGAUCACAUUUCCAAUUUCCUCAUUUCUUUGCAGCCAUCAUCUUUGGGAAAAGCGUUCAUUGCUGGUGCUUUGAGUGGGACAUGUUCUACGUUAUUAUUUCAACCAUUUGAUCUGGUUAAAACUCGCUUGCAAGUGGACAAGACAGCUCUGUCACCUGCUGGGAGGCUGAAAAUAGGGUAAGAGUUUACAGAUCUGUGCACGAAAUUUACAUGUACAUCAGUGUUAUUAUUUAGUACUUCGCAGGAAAGCAAACAACAAAUGAUUUAAGUGUUUAAAUGACCCCAUCUUUAUCUUUUGCAGAAGUAGUAAUGGCAUGCUUUACACUUUUUACUCUGUGGCCCGUAGAGAGCAUGUUGUCGGGCUUUGGAGAGGCCUCGUACCGGUAAGCUGUAUUUUAGUUCGAACCUUUUUUAAUGUAUAAGUUGUAUGACAGUUGAGUUGGGUUUAUCAGUUGAGUUAAUAAAGUCAAGUUGCCCCUGUAAAAAGAUUCAAAAGUUUACAUACUUUUCAAGUGCUAGCCUUUUUUAGAGCGAAUCAAAGGAUAAAAUGCCAACCUUCAGGGCCGGGUUGUUCAAAGGGUAAGAUAACCCAGUGUUAGUCCGAAAUUUGAGUUCAUAUUUGAACGCUUAAAAAGUAAAUUCAGUUUAAUUCUUUCAGUCAACAAGUUGAUGAUUGGAUGCUCUUAGAAAUAACGAGGAAAUUAUCCGAGAAAAUACUUUUGAACAAAAGAAAAGAAACCCAGGGUUAAUUUAACCCUGGAUUAAGCACUAAUCGGCCUUCGGACAACUGGGCCCUGCAGGGUUACUCGUAGAGAUACCAGGAGAUUCACCCUCCUUCCAUGAGACUCUCAGUUAAUCAGGGAGAUGCCUUUCUUAGUCCUGGGGAAAGCAAAUUCCUUCUUUUUUUCAAAUAAGCUUCCUUCUGCAGGAGUUGUGACUUCUGUGGGUUUUAACAGCACAUGGUAAUUCAGGUUUUCCUAGUGUGCCAGUUAAUGAAAAUCAGUUCUUUCAGUUGCAAACUACUGAAGAUUUUGUUUCAAUUUAAGAACAUUUCCCUACUGCUGCUUAUUGGAAAGAAGGAACGUAAUCGAGGGGGUGUUUGUUAGAGGAAGUACGGUAUAUUGGAUAGCUUUCAUACUACUAUUAAAACCUGAUUGGUAAUUCAUUGAAACGUGAAACACCAAUUUCAGCAUGACUUUUAUGCUCUAGCAUCACUAUGACCAGUGAUUUUGUUACAAUUAGUUAUGAUGAGUCCUGGUACUCAUCUUGCAAAAAUCAUGAGUCCUGGUCCAGAACCAGUGAGUCCCAGGUCAAAAAGCGAUGAGUCAUAAACUGAAUUUUUUGGGGCCUUCAUGUAACCAUGCAGACAAUUAAUCAGAAGACAGACUCUAAAACUCUGUAUUGCAGUUUACUGAAAUAAAAAACUCCUUCUAUCGUCAAUCACAACAAAGACUAAAAGAAAUAUACCUCAUUAAACAACGGCCGCAAGAACAGCCACAGAAAUCACACGAACAGGAUGUUCUACAAUUAAAACAUUUUCAGAUCGAUCCAUCGGUCGAUUUUUGCGUCCCACAUGCAUGCCAUGAAUUAUUUUGGGUCUUUGGCACUUUUUAUGCAUCAGGAACACAUGACGUAGAGGUAACAAAAUCACUGUGACACUCUGCUUAUGAAAGGUAUAUCCUUUGUACAGGAUUAGCUUUGAGCCAUGUUCGGUCAUGGCUGUUUAUAUAUUAUUGUUUUUAGUUCUGAGUCACCACCAUAAGAUUCAAUUCAAUAAAAAAUGUAAACAUAGCCUAAGACCUGCGAGUAAGUCAUUGAUUAUCUCCUUACUGGCACUGAAAUAUAUUCAAAUGUUUUGUUUACUGUUGGUUUUGCUUCAGUCACUGUCCAGGUGUGUUCCUGGGAUAGGAAUGUACUUCUGUACACUUCACGGCUUGACACAAAGUUUUGGAAGGUAAUAACAAAUAUUGUUUUCCCAUAACUUUACCCUUCAAACCCCAUGGCCAAUAUGAAAAUUUAAAUUACUCUUUGUUGUCAUUCUUUAGGCAUUUCAUAGAGAAGUAGUAAGAAGUUGUUAAAGCAUCAAUAUAAUAUUCAUCACAGCAUGAUUGAUUUAGGGUGGAUAUUAAUUCCCACGAGUCAUCACAGGUUAUGAUAGUUUUAAUAUUAAGGCUUGUGGGGCCGGGAAAAUGACUGAAACAAAUGAACCAGUUAAAUAUGACAAGGUUACUAAGGAAUGCCAUCUUAUAGGAGACAAACAAGUUGGCUAUUUUACAAGCCGCUUAGGGUUUGAACUUGGGACUACAGGCAACAAAUCCAGCCAGUGGUCAGGGAAAGAUUUGAACUCAUGGCCUCCAGAUUGCAAAACUAGUGCUCUGAUCAUUCAGCCAUGCUGCCUCCUAAAAAGGUUCAUGCAGUUCCGUAAACUACAUACACUCUGCCUAAACUUAGUUUAGUACUGUUGUACUAUGUGCAUACAUAAGAGGCUUGAUAAUAAUUGACAUUGUUUUUGUUGAUUUCAGUGAGGAACCAUCCAUGGGUGAAUCAGUAUUGGUGGGUGCAUGUGCAAGAACUAUAGUGGGAAUAACACUGUUACCAUUUACAGUGUUGAAAGCUAGAUUUGAGGUAAUUUUUUUACUUGUUUUACAAAUACCCCCUGAUAGACUAUCCUGGACUACAUGUAUCGUGAUAAAUUGCAACUGAAAAAUAUUCAUCACAAACUUUUGCCAUUUUAGAAAUGUUAUUGAAAUUUUUAUGUGUUGUUUUUGUCCUAUGUAGAGUGGUUUUUUCAAGUAUAACAGCAUGCUUCAUGCAUUCAAGUCGAUCUUGAAGAGUGAAGGAGGCAAAGGUUUGUUUGCAUUCAAAUAGUGGGUCGGGAUAAUUUAUUUCCUUUUUUCUAAACAAGAUAAACAAUUAGUUUGUUUCACUCAAACAACAAAGUUAUCUUAAAACAAUAAUAAUUUUUAUUAUUACUAGUUGUUUUUAUUUUGAUAGAUGAUUAAGGAAUAAGAAUUUUCAAAUGCUAUUUUUUUGCACGUGUUUUAACUUUUUAUCAUUUCUAGUUGUAGCAUGGGUAAAUAAAGAAUUGUACUGUAUUGUAUUGUAUUGUAUGAUUAUUAUUGUUCUGCUGUAGCUGGAAGGUGAGAAGUUGUAUUUGUAUUUUUAUUUGCCACACAGAUAAAUGAUUGCAAUUGAAAAACAGACAAGAUACAAAAAUGUCGAAAGUAAUGGCAAGGAGGCCUAAAGGAAACCAUAAAGCUUACACUGUAUAUAAAAUUGUUCUAGUGAGGCUUACAUUGUAUGUUAGUUGGGUCUCCUCAAUAACAAUUUUCCGUAGAUGACAUUUAAAUCAGACUCACGAUGGAUACAAUUUUUUAUAAUAGAGAUAAGCCAUCCCAGUUUAAUUUAAAGCUGUACAUUUACUGCCAUGUACAUGUACCUCUGCCUCUUUUAUUGUAACUGAGGUAAUUUUUUAGAAUUGUCUUUUUGAUGAAAACUUGGCUCUUUACUUGUAGGCCUGUACAGUGGUUUGUUAGCAACAGUCGCAAGAGAUGCACCAUUUUCAGGGCUGUAUUUAAUGUUUUACUCCAAGAUGAAAGGGCUGGCAAAACAUGGUAAAAUUUAAUUAAAAUCUUGUCAGUCAUCACUUAUUACGGCAUUCUACAGGGCUUCUGAUAUUUCGCGGAAAAAAACGCAAAAUUUCGCGGGAUUUUCAGGGGUAAAUUCGCGGAAAAAUCGGCCGAUUUCGCGGGAUUUUCGCGGAAGAAAAGUCAAAAUUCGCAAAAACAUCGGCCGAUUUCGCGGGAUUUUAGCGGAAAAAAGUCAAAUUUCGAAGGAUUUUCGGGGCAAAUUCUUAGAAAAAUCGGCCGAUUUCACGGGAAAUUUGGGGGGAAACUUCGCCAAGCAACAAUCAGUAAAAAACAGCCGAUUUCGCUGGAUUUGUUUUGGCAAAUUUCGCUAAAAUCGAUCAAUUUUGCGUCGAUAUGACCAGCAUUGUUUAACUUUUUUUAACAGGGAUAAUCAUUUGCUCUUUCAACAACAGUUCGCUCGAGAAAUGAGCGAAUCCUAAAGCUGUUAACAUAAUGGUUAGUGCCCAGUUUUUCGCAACGUUCAUCUAAGAACGCCUGGUAGUUUUGAGACGUUGUUUACUCGUUAAACUGACGAAGUUUCAAGAUAAAUUUGGACGUUUGGGGUGAAUAGAACAGGUCUCAUAGCCAAGAUAAGUAUUAAAUAUGUUUUGCCGACAUGUAUUUGGAAAUAUUUCUGGCGGAUUUCGCGGUAUUUCGUGUUUUUUUGGGAAUUUCGCGGGAUUUCACGGAAAUACCUGAAUUUCGCGGGUCCGCGACCGCGCGAAAUAUCAGAAGCCCUGAUUCUAUGUAUCUUUAAUAAUCUUGUCUUAGUUAUUUUGUGAUAAUUAUUCUGCAUGAAUGUUAUAAUAGCUUAGUUGCGUUACCUUUUAAUGUAAAGAAAGCAUGCACAAGAUAACAAUAUUUAUUGUUAUUGAAGGGGAAGACAGAGCGGAGAAAAGCCAGUUGUUGAAAGUUUAACAUGUGAUUAUUAUUUUACAAUGGUCCAAGGGGUUGCUUCAUGACCUCUGUGCUACUGGAUAGCACAUGUUCUGAUGUAAUAAGAAAAUUAACAUCAUGAAAUAGUUUCACUGUACUGCUCUCUGGCUUUGAUUAGAAUCAUCUUGCUUGAAAUUGCUUUCUCAUCUUUCAAAUAUUAGAAGCAUGCUGCAUUUGUUUACUAAAAUAAUGACUCUAAUGCAGUUGUUUUGUUGAGUUAUAAUUGACAUUUCCAUUUACCCUUGCCAACAGAACUUGGAACUCCUGAGUUGAAAUCAUCUGAAACAUUUGUGUGUGGUGCAUUUGCUGGUGUCUUUGCCUCAGUUCUUACCCAGCCAGCAGAUGUGGUGAAGACAAGACUUCAGUUGUAUCCACACAAGUAUAAUGGGAAUGGUGAUGCUGUCUUAUCCAUAUUGAAGGUAUCCUUUGUAGUAUACAACACUAUUUUUAGGAAUAUUUAGUGGUUCACUUUUAUCCUUGGUUUAAAUAUUAUUUUCUGUUGUUACAAACUUGUCAUUAUACACUGUAUAUUACCUUACCCAAUGAAAAAAAAAAUAAAUCUAUGAUAAAAAUAGCUCUCUAGAGAUAGUACGCAUUUACAGUUAUGUCUGUUGUGCACUUGCGAUUCUAUCAGCUUGCUGUGUCACAUAAGCAUGAACUGUAACCGAUUUUAUCAAAGAAAAGAAAGUGUGAUUUCUUGCAUGGAAGAAAAAAAUUUUGAUGCAGUUACUCUUCACCUUCAUGUCAUAGAGCACACCGAUGACUAGGGUCAGAGAGAAAAUGAAGCGUGACUUCUUGCAUCAAGAAAAAAUUUUCUCAAUGCAACACGUCAUGCUUAUUUUUCUGACAUAACAGUUGACACUUCACAUUCAUGUUAUGUAGCACGCUGAUGAACCUUAUUAUCCCUUUUUUGCAAAAUUUCUUUUGAUGAGAAAAAAGUAAAAUGAUAAAAUAACAAGCAAUGGAUAGAGCAUUUUAGUAAAAUCUAAUUAGUGGUCUAUUAUCAAUGCUCAGGAGCCCAUCAAAUGGAGCCUCCAUCUCCCAUACAAGCCCUUGGAGUCAACCCUUUCCCGAGUAGAUUUAUAAUUAGAACGGUUCCCAGCGGAGACUACACGCGCCGACAGUGGGAAGGGCCAAUCACAACGACAAAAUGACAGUGCUAUUGUACUUCAUCAAACGGCAGGAAGUAUGGUGUUGACAAGCAAUACACAUAUCAUAAGCUAGUGAAACGUGACUUCAGAGUUUUCAUCCCUCAGAGAUUUUCGUUCUUUUCUUUCUAGCGGGUAGAUUAUACUGCGGAGAAUUUGAAACUCUGACUACGUUAAUCUUUAUUUUGGCUGCUUGUUUCACAUUAAGUUGCCAUGAAGCUGGUCUGUUCCGUGUAUAAUGAUUAACUACUUCCUACAGUCUGUAGUUCUGACAGGAUUCGAUUCUAGUACCAGUUUUCUUUAGUUAAUGUUUUUAAGCGUUAAAGUUCUUAUUUCGGCUAAAUGACUCAAUAUUAAUCAAAUUUCUUGUUUUUAAAGCUUUUUUUUUCGAAAUGCGUUUAUCUGAACAAAUACUUGUAGUCCUUUUUUUUGUCCUGUCAGCUAGUGUGAUGAUUCCCUGCUAUGUUUUGUAACGCCGGGCCCAGAUAUUUAGCAUUGUUUUCUCACGAAUGGUGAUCUACAGAUGCAAAAUCGAAGGAAUGAAUUGACCUUAAACUUCUACAUUAACUGCUGAGAAUUGUCCUGUUAGUCAGUCAUAAUUCUUUCGGCGCAGAUACAAUCCAUUUUGUUUUUCUUGAGAUAAGUGGGUCUUUGGACUUGAGUGCAAUGUCACAAAUUCCUCCGUUAGCAUAUUACUUUUGACUUAGCUUCACAGUCGAGCAACCGUUCUGUUCUGUUCUGUUCUACUUUUUAAGUACCAGUUAAGUUUAUCAGGCAACACUCAUGGUAAUACAAGCCAGUUGUAGAGGAAGACUGCAAUUUCUCAAAUUUCGGAACUAGAGCAUUUCUCGUUAGUUGCUACUUAGGUGAUCGCUUUUGCACGCGGUACUUAACUGGCGAAAUCCACUCCACGGUGAUGACAAAAAUCAAAUGAUCCAAGCACUUUUUCGGUGCUGAUCAUCGAAAUGUUCCAAAUCGUUCACAGAACACUUAAUCGUCGACUCUUUUCGAAGUGCAUGUUUACAUGUGGAAUGUAUAACGACAAAACACUCGCAAAGAAAACCUUUCAGUGAUCCUCAGUUCGCUGCCUUUGUCCCAUCGCUUCAUGCUCAGUCUCAGUCGGGUAAUUCAUUAACUUUCAUUUCAUGAUACCCAGAUCCCAGCGGCUAUAAAAUGGUAAAAAUGGACAUAUAAUGAAAAAGGAAAACGGUGGAAGGACGGGCUUUUGAGUUCGACUUCAUCCAACUUUAUUUUUUCACGGUGGCAUACGAGACUCACGGAAAUAUGACACUGUUCGCGGCAAAAAAGCCGUUCUAUUUAUAAAUCUACUCGGGAAAGGGUUGACUCAAGACAUUAAUGGAGAUGGAGGCUCCAUUUGAUGGGCUCCUGCAAUGCUACAUUCUGAUUGGUUGAGCUACUACUAGGCUAUAUGUUAUUGCCCACUAGUAGCGAAAAGCGCCGGCUUUGAAAACCAAAACAAUGGCAGCUGAAUCGCAUUUUGCUAGUUAAAGUUGUUUUGUCUCUAUUUUUUUCUACCAACUAGUUGGAUAUUACAGUGAAACCUCUAUUAAGUGGACCCCCAAUUAAGCGGACACCCUCUAUUAAGUGAACACUAAGCCAGGUCCGGAUAUGAAUGUCUUAUAUUUCCCUUUAUAACGAACCCCUAAGCAGCGGACACCUCUAUUAAGCAGACGCGAACACUAAAAUAAGUAGUACUUGGCUAAUUUUUAUUGUUGAAAACCUGCAUUAAGCGGACACCAUUUUAUACUAGUAUUGGAUUACGUUCUUGAAAUACGAACUGUAGUCGAUUAAUAAGGAUAAAUCAAUAAAUUAAGCUGUCAAUAAAUUGUAGAUGAGACUGAUAUCCGGCCAUAUGAUCGUCAUCCGCCAUCAAAGUUCACCUAAAAGUUCUUUGGAACUUUAUCACAAACAUUGCACAAUUUUUACCAACUCUAUGAAACGGAAACCCUCUCUUAAGCGGACACUUAGGAAGGUCUCGAAGGUGUCCGCUUAAUAGAGGUGUGACUGUACUAACACAAUAUUAUUAUUCUCACCCUUACAGCCUCUGAGUCAAUGGCCCAUUCGGCCUUCGGCCUUAAUGGCUAUUGCCUCAGAGCCCAUUCGGGCUCGAGGAAUAAUUGUUAAAUAGACUCUACUUUUUUGCAAACUGAAUCAUACAGUAUUUUGUCUCUGGCCUUCAGAAUUACUGCAUUUCUUAAUAAGAACAUAAUACAGACAUGACAUUAGUGUAUAGUGUUACAGUUUCUAUGGAAACUGUAAGCUCAAAAAUGAAGCAAAACAAAUACAUAGUGUAACUCUUGCCAAGGGGAUCAGAUCUCUGUUUAUAUUUUUGUUGUUGGUGAUGCUGUUUUUCGUGUCAUUUUGUCUUCAUAUUAUCAUUUCAUUGCAAAGACACCCUCAUUAAUUUUAUUUUUUAUUCACGCUGUUCUAUAAUCCUUCGUGGUCCAUUCUGGAUCUGAAAAAAUUAACAUUGUUUGUUGUUGUUUCCAGGCAAAUGGAGUAAAUGGACUUUUCAAGGGUAUUGUUCCUCGUACCCUAAGAAGAACUCUCAUGGCGGCUUUGUCUUGGACUGUUUAUGAACAGGUAUAGCAUGCUCUGCUUUAAAUUACAAAAAAUCAAGGUUNCAGGCAAAUGGAGUAAAUGGACUUUUCAAGGGUAUUGUUCCUCGUACCCUAAGAAGAACUCUCAUGGCGGCUUUGUCUUGGACUGUUUAUGAACAGGUAUAG